Branchiostoma floridae (Florida lancelet) is the source of this 1573-nucleotide messenger RNA. Its product is annotated as elongation of very long chain fatty acids protein 6-like. Gene Ontology annotation, cellular component: endoplasmic reticulum membrane. The record is from RefSeq and is a predicted model, not a curated record. Bases 585 to 1409 code for a protein of 274 amino acids. Lineage: Eukaryota; Metazoa; Chordata; Leptocardii; Amphioxiformes; Branchiostomatidae. Gene Ontology annotation, molecular function: fatty acid elongase activity. The transcript is spliced from 2 exons. Gene Ontology annotation, biological process: very long-chain fatty acid biosynthetic process; fatty acid elongation, monounsaturated fatty acid; sphingolipid biosynthetic process.
GGUCGGCGUGUUGGAGAAACACGUUAAUAGUGCGGCAGUACGAGAGUGGGCGUGAGCUACAAUAGUGACUAGACGGUUUUUCCCACACCCAGUCCUCACAUGACGGUUACAGUAGCAACUCCGGCCUCUUUUCCUGUGAUUUCAACCCUUCUACAACGGUUCCUGUUCCAUAUUCAGACGUCUACCACUGAUCGGAGGCUCGCCGUGAUCUCGAGACAGACACCUGCGAGUGCACGGUCAGAGUAAUCACCUAGGUUAUUCAAGGCAAACAUAGCUCAAACAGUCAACGACCGAGCGAUCAGUGUACAUCGCUGUUAAUCUAAACCUCAUUGGAGAAAUCAUUGGAGUGUCUCUCCUCGACGAUACGGCGUUAGGAAAAUCUCCAAAGCUUUCGUGAACUAGUCGACGUCCAUGCUAAGGUUUUUAAGAACCUUGAACACCAAGCUUUCAACGUUAAUCUGAUAAGUGAGAGAAGGCCUUGCUUCAGAAGGCCGGUAGUACAAAAGAGACCGGCUCUAGCCACGAAAAUUACUAUUUCUACGUGACUCAAACGGACUCCCUAGGAUUUUGUCGAGUCUACUACAAUGGAGAGCGCCCAUCCACCGUCCUAUGCCGGACUGUACCCUUACCUACAGAGGUUCGAGCGGGAUUUCGACUACCAGGGGGCCAUGGAAUGGAUGGACACGAACUGGACACAGUGUGUACACUGGUGUGUGUUUUAUGUGCUGAUGAUUGUUUUGGGCCAGCGCUGGAUGCAAAACAGGACAAAAUACACACUGAGAGGCCCGCUGAUCGGUUGGAACCUCCUUUUAGGGAUGUUCAGCGUCUUGGGUACAAUACGGUUCGUCCCGCCGCUUGUCUCCGACGUCAGGGAACACGGAUUCGAGUGGACGCUCUGCAGCGCCACCUGGUACAGGGAUCCGGUACUGCACCUAUGGGGGAGCGCGUUCGCCUUCAGCAAAGUCUUGGAGUUCGGAGACACCGUCUUCAUCAUCUUAAGGAAGCAGAAACUGAUCUUCUUACACUGGUAUCAUCACGUGACCGUCCUGUUCUACGUGUGGCUGUCGUAUAAGGAGCAGUUGGCCGGAGGGAGGUGGUUUAUAGCGCUCAACUACGGCGUGCAUGCGACGAUGUACAUGUACUACGCAGCCCGUGCAGCCGGCAUUUACAUCCCGAGGAAGGUUGCCAUGGUGAUUACGUCAUCGCAGACCCUGCAGAUGGUGAUUGGCUGCGUCAUCAACUACGUCAGCUACAAGCUCCUCUUCGUCGACAAAGUGCCCGGAUGUAGCGCGAGCCUGACCAACAUCGUGGUGUCCAGCGUCAUGUAUUUUAGUUACCUUUUACUGUUUCUGCACUUCUUCUAUGGUGCCUACGUCAGGAAAUCUAAACUGGAGAAGAAAGAACAGUAAUAUAGAUAGAAAGCCGACAUUUAACCCAUUAGCUAUAGGUUACGCGUCAUUAGAUUGCUUUUCAUGUCAAUGAUGCUUGCCAAGUUGGUGUCCAAAUUUGAAUUUUUGUGAAUUUUGAUUAUAGGUUCAAACGAUUGUAAGCUUUUGGAUGUUUCUCAAUAUUU